Glossina fuscipes is the source of this 809-nucleotide messenger RNA. Its product is annotated as signal transducer and activator of transcription A-like. The annotation marks the transcript as partial. The transcript has 2 exons. Lineage: Eukaryota; Metazoa; Arthropoda; Insecta; Diptera; Glossinidae. The record is from RefSeq and is a predicted model, not a curated record.
AAAAGCGUUUCUUUAAUAACGAAAAACAUUUUUAACCGAAUGCACGAUAAUUGAUAAUUGCUUGAGAAACAAUUUUAAUUAAAAUUCGUAAGGAAAGUACACAAAAUAUCCGAAUAUGGGCGAUUAAAGUUUUUGAUUAUGAAUGAAAUAAAAUGAAAAUUUUUUAAUUUGAAAAAAAGAAAAAACAAAAACAUCUACAAUAAGUUGUGAUAAUGAAUAAAAUAUGAAACAUCUAUUGAAAGGUUUCUAUUACUGCUUUGCUUAACAAGAAAAAAAAGGAGAAGAAUAUUGCUCCGGAUUUUUUGGACGUUUGCGUUGCGUAAAGUGAUUUGAAAAAAAAAAAAAAAAAAAAGCAGAAGAACGGGUGAAAGUGAAAAUUUUUGAAUAUUGAGAAUUCGAAGAAAAAAAAGUUAUUGAAAACAAGCAUAGACGCGAUGACUUCGGAGACAACUUCAUGUUCCGGAUUCUUUCAGGAACACGCGAAUACCGUUGCUUUGAAUCAGUAUUUUCAGCAAUUGAAUUCGCAAGCAGCGGCGGCAGCUGCUGCGGCGAAUGUAGGCAACAUAAGCGUAAACAACGAUAGCGGCAGUGAGAGCAGCAUUAUGUCGCGCAAUACCAAUGCAAGCAUCGAAAAUGGAUGCAAUAGUGGCAACAAUAGUGAAGCGAAUAAAUCUUUAGCAGGCGGUACAAUAACGGCAACGGGUGGAUCUUCGAACAAUCAACAAUGGAAUAAUAUGCAACAACAACAACAUCAACAGCAACAAACUCAAUUACAGCAUCAUUUACAUCAACAGCAGCAUCAGCAACAA